GACCAUAUAUUAUUAUUGACUAAUUGCCAUUUUCCAUUUCUUCCACUCCACUCUAUUUUGAUCUUCAUGAUGUUCAUAAAAUCCAUAGACCGCUUUUUCUGUUUCUCCCCCGCCUCCACCGCCACAUCCUCCACCGCCGCCGCCCAACCCGGCCGCCACCGCGUGGAACGCCUCGGCGGCGGGCACACGCCCAGGAGCCGGAACAGCACCUCCCAGUCUUCCUCUCCUUGGGUUAACCCCGUCGUCGAGUCUCGCCGGAAAAGCUCCUCCGACGUCCCCGAUAACCUCCGGAGGAGCGGUGCUUCUGCCGCCGCUGCCACUCCGCCCGGUUCCCCCUUCAUUGAUCACUUGCUGGCAAUUAAUUCAAAGAAUGUCAAAGCAGCCGUGUUCAAGAAGAGGCAGAGCUCCAACGAGCCUUCCGGCGUUCUACGCCGGCCGUGGCCGGCGUCGCAAUUCCCGACGGCGACACCCAAGAACUCGAAUAAGGCUGACAGCUUGUCGUCAACUCCCAUCCCCCGCCGUAACCAUCAGGUUGUGGAGUUGAGGGUGUCAAUUCAUUGCAAGGGUUGUGAACGAAAAGUGAAGAAACAUCUCUCCAAAAUGGAAGGAGUGACGUGGUACAGUGUAGAUGCAUGCACACAGAAAGUGACGGUGGUGGGAGAGGUGAGUCCGUUGGGAGUGCUGGCCAGCAUUUCCAAGGUGAUGAAGAAUGCACAGUUCUGGUAGUCCAGCUGCCCAUGCUAGCAUACUCCAUUGCAUAUAUAUAUUACGCUAGGGUUUCCUUCAAUGAAUUAAAUACGGAGUAUAUUA
Cuscuta campestris is the source of this 810-nucleotide messenger RNA. The record is from the annotation of a GenBank genome assembly. NCBI's taxonomy places the organism in Eukaryota, Viridiplantae, Streptophyta, Magnoliopsida, Solanales, Convolvulaceae.